Molecule: messenger RNA, 2476 nt
Organism: Procambarus clarkii (red swamp crayfish)
Lineage: Eukaryota; Metazoa; Arthropoda; Malacostraca; Decapoda; Cambaridae
Source: RefSeq, a predicted model, not a curated record
AUCAUAUAUAUUUUUAUCAAUUAAUAUAUUUAUUAAUAUUUACUAUAUAUUAUGGUUAAAUAAAAUGUAAGUAGUUAAUAUCCAAAAGCUGGGAAAAAAUGUUAAAUCAAAUCUAGAAGUUCUAGAUUGGAAAGAAACAGAGACCAUCAGUGCCAUCUUGAAGGAAGGCGAGCCACCUGACCUCUCCGCGGCAUCUCUCACGGCAAGCAGCCGCCAUCCGCCCGUCACAGCCGCCAUCCGCCCGUCACAGCCGCCAUCCGCCCGUCACAGCCGCCAUCCGCCCGUCACAGCCGCCAUCCGCCUGUCACAGCCGCCAUCCGCCCGUCACAGCCGCCAUCCGCCCGUCACAGCCGCCAUCCGCCCGUCACAGCCGCCACCACCACCAGUGUGUGUGUGUUCAGACAUGAAUCCAAAGGACGCAACAAAACCAAUACAGGCACUAGGGAGGAUGAAAUUGAAGACCCAGACAAUAGUUACAACUUGUGGCUGUUGUUCCAAGAAAAGGACAGUACAGCAUCACUUGAAGGAGCAUGCCAAAACAUUCGUGGGUCAGAAAUUAAAAGCAGAAAAAAUGUACCCAUGAUGCAACAGCCAGACAACCAACAAAAAACAAGCAGGUCUGCGGUAAAUGUAUAUGGUCCUGUUAACAAGCCACCCAUAUUUUGUACACGUAUUGAAGAGAGGUGGGAGAGAAUGUGGCAACGCGGACGCCCCAGAAUUGAAGACACGUCCUCAAUAAGUGUUAGGGCAUCGUCUAGCAUUUGCCUUAACCAAUCAGAAGGACUGAAAUUAGAAAAGGACUACCAUAUGCGAAAACAAGAGCAGGAAAAAAGGGAAGCAGUGCGGAAAAGUGCGGAAAAGAAACCGGGAAAGAAGGCGUGGAAGAGAGCUGGAAAAAAGAGUGAUGGAAAGAAGGAUGAGAAAAAUGUGGAGAAAGAACAUAGAGAAGUAGGUGAAGAAGAAGAUGGUGAUAAAGGUGGAGAAGUGAAAAUAGAAAGAAUAUGGAAGGUAGGUAAGCAGGUUAACAAGAAGGUGUUGAAGAAAACUGGAAAGAUGGUAGAGAAGAAUGAUGGUAAGAAGGACGAGAACAAGACAGAGAAAGAAAGAGGGCAAGUGUAAUAAUAUAAUGAUAUAAAAACCUUGAUACAAUACAGAGUUUCAUCUUACAUGAUAAAAGUGUCAUUAGUCUCGUAAAUAAAGUUAUUUGCUGGAGAUACUCUUAUUAUUUAGUUAAGAAUUACUGAACUGUAAUUACCUACUGUGUAUUUAGUGUGGUGCUUACCAGUUGAAGAUACUAGGAGUUGAUACAAGAGUGUGGAGAGAGAGAGUUAGCAAUUUAGCCUAGCAGGAAUUCAUACCUGUGAUUGUAUAUUUAUAUAUAAUUCUAUAUUUUCAUUGUAUAGAACAAUUCAUAUGUUAAUACCUUUUUGAAUCUGGCAACUAUUGCCCGAGGCAUUCCAUUAAUUUUUCUGUGAUUCCAAAAGAGUGCCGCCUCUGUCAGUUCUUCUGUAUGCUCUGUGAAAAUAAAUUUAGUUAUUCAUUGACAUCUUAAAACUGUGUGUCUCAAAAUACUGAUUGGAAAGUAAAAGGAUGAUGAUAUUGAUGCUGUCUUAAGUGGAAUGAAUUAAUUGUUAUUUACAUGUACAUGUAUAUGUUGGUUGCAUAUGAGUAUAAUGCUACUUUAUAUGAGCCAAAAUGCCUUUCUGCAAUUUCCUAUAUUCUUAUAUUAUUUUAUAACAUUAUUUGGAUAUAUAUAUAUAUUACCAUUGUACUGAUUUGAUUAAAGGUACAAAAUUUAGAACUAGAUUAAACAAAAAUUAACACAUACCACCAGCUUUAAGCAUAUUCUUAGUGUUGUUGUUAUAUCUUGAAAGGUAGGAAAAUACUUGCUCUGCCUCCUCCCCAGAUGUCAGGCCACUUCCUUCUUGCCACCGCCCUCCAUACAAAACCUUUGACAUAAUAGCAUAACGUUUGUUAAAAACUACCUACUGUAUUAACAAUUUGCAUUUAACAUAGAUAAAUCUUUACAUAUAAGAGUUUAAAAGAAAUUAUAUUUUCCAACUUACAGUAAAACAAAGUCAAAAUAUUAUUACAGUAUUAGAUUAUUUACCUGACAAUACCAAGAAUGUCCUUUGGCAUGUAGGACUCCUAAAAAAGGCUUUCCUUGCCCAACUGAGAACUUCUGUUCUCUUGAUGAAACCUUUAAGGCCCAUGGCCAGUAUUUACAGAUGAUAUCCUGGCAUAUGAAGGACACAUUUUGUAAACAGUUCAUUUGCAAAUAGUGGGCAUAACUGUAGAGCUCUCCCUGAUACAUAUUUAAUGCAGCAAGAAUAAUUCCAUGUCAACUGGAAGCAUGCUUAUGCCGGUUUCAUCCAAACUUCUAAAUGAAGCAGGUUUAUUUUUGGCAGCUUUCACUGUCGACACUCCACACAUGUGGCUACUCUGUUGGACAAAAGUAAAAUUAUAUAUAUAUAUA